CAGUGCUCGGUGUAUUCUCGCAGGGUGUAUACGAUGGGGUGCGACGUGAAACGCAUGAGUGGAAAUGUGCAUUUAAUUUUUCGUUGAAAGGAAGGACGGAAACGCGGACGACUUUCGCCAUCGUGACGAGAAUCUUAUCAUUUGAGGCCUGAUGGACCCGGCUUCCUCGAGUACGUACCGCAGUCGACGGUAAUCAAGACCGCCGAAGAAUAUGGCGAUUACGAAGAACCACCCGGGUGGCCGAUCGUCGAGCUGCUUGCGCAAGUACCGACUGCUCUUCGCCUUCGGCAUCACCGUGUUAUGCGUCCAGGUCUACCUGCACACAUUUUUUGCCUUGGACAAUGACAAGGGCAAAUCCAGCCGGUUGUCGUCUGGAGAGGGAGGUUCAUCCCAACCCGAGGAGGAUGAAGGUCUGCCCAAGGGCUUACGUCAAUUGAAACUUCCACCUGAUAAGCAGGCAAGCUCAAACAAGCAAAAUCAGCUGCAAUCUCAACUAAGAAAUCGCACCACUAGGAUCAAGUUGGAUCGCAAAUUGUUGAAUUUCACACCUGCAUGCGAGAUUACGGUCAGAGAAGCCGUGAGCGCCAUAACACGUGCUCAAAGCCAAGCAUGCAAACAACGCAUUGUCAAUGUGACGUGCCUUAGCCAGCAGGGUUUGUUGUACCCAGAAAGAGUACAAUCUUUGUGUCCCCAUUCUCCAGGUUUCACAGGCAUGCCGAUCAACUUGGGCUGCUUCAAAGAUGACAAAACGUUGAGAGUGCUUUCCGGUUAUUAUCACAUCUUCAAAGGGAACAAUACGCCUGAGCGUUGUGCUUAUAUGUGUCUUCAAUCAGGAUUUCCAUACGCUGGUACAGAGUACUCAGUGGAAUGUUUUUGUGGAAUGGAAGAACCACUGCAGACGAAACGACUACCAGAUUCUAGCUGCAAUAUGAAAUGUUCUGGCAAUCCAAAACAGACGUGUGGUGGUUAUUUAAGUAUUAAUAUAUAUUGGACUGGAAUUCAAAAAUUUAAAUCUCAAGAGGCGAGAAACUCAAGUUUAAAAAAUGAAAUCGAGCAACCUAUUCGAAUAGCUUAUCUGUUGACAGUGAAUGGCAGGGCAAGUCGGCAAGUGAAACGACUUAUUAGUAUUUUAUAUCAUCCUUCGCACUUGUUUUAUAUUCACGUUGAUGCAAGACAGGAUUAUUUGUACCGCGAAAUGUUAGAAUUGGAGAAAUUGUGUAAACUAAACAAUAUUAAAGUGGCAAGAGGAGAGGGUCUACGACACGCGAGCAUUUGGGGUGGCGCGAGUCUCUUGACGACAUUUCUGAAGUCCGCACAACAAAUGCUUGCGUAUCAUCAGCACUGGGAUUUUCUCGUAAAUUUAUCGGAAUCAGAUUUUCCUUUAAAAAGCAAUAUUCAGCUGACUGAGUUCCUCAGUUGGAAUAAAGGUAUGAACUUCGCAAAGUCGCAUGGAAGAGAAGUUCAGCGCUUCAUAGCUAAGCAGGGUUUGGACAAGACUUUUGUCGAAUGUGAAGCGCGCAUGUGGCGAGUUGGAGAUCGAAAAUUACCAGAUGGUAUUCAAAUCGAUGGUGGUAGUGAUUGGUUUGCUCUAAGCCGAGACUUCGUCGAGUAUGUCGCCGAUCCAAAUCCUGAUCAGCUUGUAGUCAAUUUGUCAAAAUUGUUCAAAUAUACUUUGCUACCUGCCGAAUCAUUCUUUCAUACAGUCUUGAGAAACUCGCGAUUCUGCAAUACCUACAUAGACAAUAAUUUGCAUAUGACUAAUUGGAAAAGAAAAUUAGGUUGCAAAUGCCAAUAUAAAGCUGUAGUGGAUUGGUGUGGAUGUAGUCCGAAUGAUUUUAAGCUCGAGGAUUUUAAUCGACUACGAAACACAGUGGAUCGCAAUAUAUUUUUUGCCCGUAAAUUCGAACCUGUCAUCGAUUAUCGAAUCAUAAAUCGCAUAGAAGAAUGGCUAUAUCCUGAUCGAGUAAAUAAAACAAUCAAAGCGAGAGGCUACGACAUGUAUUGGCAAAGUUUGUAUCAUCACGCGGAUCUAAGUCCACUACCAGAUGAUGCGUUGCUAACACUCUCGUACUCCUUAGCGAGAUUAGUUUAUCGCAAACUGCAUAUGGAUUACAAAACUGUCCGCUUGUUGGAAAGCACUGCGUAUUUUCGCGAGAAUCGUUUUGCUGGCAUACUGAUUUUUAUGGAAAACAAGGUCGAAACCGCCGAUGUAUUUACACUGCCUGAGGAUCGUACAAGACGAAUGGAAGUUUUGAUUUCCACGCGACACAACUUCUCUGCUAGUAGACCAUGGAUGGGAAAAAUAAGAAGUCUUUCCGUUAAUACGGACUAUGAUCAGAAAGAGCAAACGUUUAGAAAUUUGAUGGGCAGUAUAGGGCCAUAUUCAACUCCAGUCUUGGCUUACGAGUUUGACGCGGGUGUUACAAUACCACAAAAUAUAUCGAUCCUAUGGAUUGAUCCACAUGGUCGUCUUGCUGAUGUAAAUCACAUGUUGCUUGAAGAGAUGACCUUGGUUGGACAUGUUAAGCCGCAGUUAAACGAGCAAUUAGCUGUUGGUACUUGGCGAUUGUUGUUAGUUGUCGACACGCAACUGAUAGCAAAAUUAAAAUUUCUGGUAAUUCCAUUAUCAUAUUGGAAGACCAAAAAGAUAGACUUGGAUAAGGCAAAGGAAAUAAUAAAUGGUCCAAAUACCGUUUAUCAUAUAACCGAAGAGAUGAAUAAAAGUUGGUCAAAGCUAGUGAAGUCUGCGAUAGCAAAUGAGCAGAUCAUGCAUAGUCACAACAGGAAUGAUGAGGAUUUUGAAGAUUGGCUGGAUAGAUUAGUAUACGAGCAUUAUGAGAUCGAUGAGAUAUGCGAGGCUGAUGAUGAAAUUCGGUCCGAAUCGAAGCUACAAAAGUGUCUCGACACCUAUUGGAGCUCUUUGAGCCCCGAUUCAAAGGCUGAUACUCGUAACCUAUGUCAAAACUACUGAUUAAUUAUUUUACCAACUACGUGCCAUUUUCGCCGUUUUGAAACCUAUUGUACGUGUAUAAAGAUUACGAGACAUCUUUAGAUAUUUUUAUAUUGAUUAAACUGUACAUAUAUAUAUAUACUUCAUAUUUAUAAGAAAAGGGU
Pogonomyrmex barbatus (red harvester ant) is the source of this 3114-nucleotide messenger RNA. It is a transcript of the gene oxt, whose product is annotated as Xylosyltransferase oxt. Gene Ontology annotation, cellular component: membrane. The record is from RefSeq and is a predicted model, not a curated record. Lineage: Eukaryota; Metazoa; Arthropoda; Insecta; Hymenoptera; Formicidae. Gene Ontology annotation, molecular function: protein xylosyltransferase activity. Gene Ontology annotation, biological process: chondroitin sulfate proteoglycan biosynthetic process; heparan sulfate proteoglycan biosynthetic process.